GCAGGGCUCCGGGAGGCCGCGUCGAGGAGCGCGCGGCCGCGGCCGUCCCCUCCCCCACCCCUCGCCGCGCACGCCGGGAACCCGUCUCCGCGGCUGCUUCGGCUGCGGCGGUCGGUAGUCGCGAUGGACUCUCCGUGGAAUGAGCUGACCCUUGCCUUUUCUCGCACUUCCAUGUUCCCCUUUUUUGACAUCGCCCACUACCUGGUGUCGGUGAUGGCGUUGAAGCAUCAGCCGGGAGCAGCAGAGCUGGCAUGGAAGAAUCCUCUGUCAAGCUGGUUUACUGCUAUGCUCCACUGCUUUGGUGGAGGAAUUUUAUCCUGUGUACUGCUUGCAGAGCCUCCACUUAGGUUUCUUGCAAACAGCACUAAUAUAUUACUGGCAUCUUCAAUCUGGUAUAUUGCAUUUUUUUGCCCAUGUGACCUAGUUUCCCAGGGAUAUUCAUUCCUACCUGUUCAACUGUUGGCUGCGGGGAUGAAGGAAGUGACCAGAACUUGGAAAAUAGUAGGUGGAGUCACACAUGCUAAUAGCUAUUACAAAAAUGGCUGGAUAGUCAUGAUAGCUAUUGGAUGGGCCCGAGUUACUGCACCUAAAACUAAAAUCAGAGAAGGAAAUGAUAAAGCAGAGGAGUUUAUUUUUUCAGGUGCAGGUGGUAGCAUUAUCACCAAUUUUGAGCAGUUGUUAAAAGGAUGUUGGAAACCAGAAGCAGAGGAAUGGCUGAAGAUGUCCUACACUGCCAAGGUAACCCUGCUGGGAUCAGUUAUCUUCACAUUCCAGCAAACCAAGCAUUUGGCAAUAUCAAGGCAUAAUCUUAUGUUCUUCUUUACUGUGUUUCUUGUGGCCACGAAGAUAACCAUGAUGAUUACAGAGACUGCUCUUAUGCCUUUUGCUUGUUUUGAAGAUACAUUGAGUCGGAUGCUGUUUGGCUGGCAGCAGCAGUUUUUACCCUGUGAAAAGAAAAGUGAAACAAAAGCAUCUUUCAAUGGUACUGGUUCAUCUACCUCAAAACCUGUAGCUAAUGCUUCAGAGAAAGUUAAAAAGAAACAUAGUAAGAAGACUGAGUAAAUUCACUUGAUGAGCUUUAGAAAGCAAAAAAUUUUCUUAUCUACCUGUCAGAUUGUGAUAAAUAUUUCUUGUAAAUGAUGUAAAUAAAGAUUAUAUAUAAGAAUUGGAGGUGACAAAAAGAAAGAACUUCUUUCUGUUUCAGGGAGACUGUCCCUUUCUGGAUUGUAAUUUUCUGAGUGUUAUGAGUAUAUCAUGUGAAAUUGUUUUUCUAAGUUACAUAUAAAAGAUUCUAUUGUGAUUUUUGAAAGUUUUAUAUGGAUAAAAGAAGACUGUAUUUUUAAAAAAUGUUCGAAAAAGUAAACCUACUGUCAUUGCAAAAUAACAAAAAUUAAAGUCUUAUUGUUUAAUCUAGAUAUUUUCAUAAAUUUUUAUUUGAAUCUAUUUGAGUUUUAGUUUAGCAAAAUUAAACUUUUAUUUUCACAUUACCAUUAUAAUUCCUAGAUAUGAAAAACAGUUCUUGUUUAAUUUUGAGUACUGGGAAGAGUAAACUUUACCUAAAUCACUUUAUAUUAUGAAUGAAAAUAAAUUACUAGCUUAUAUCUCAGAAAUGAACAUUGUAUUUUUUGCCCACAUUAAAUGGAAAUAUCUGAAAUUUAAUUGUUUUCUACUAGCAUUUUUCAGUGAGAAUAGAAUAUUAUUAGUCAUAAUCUUAAGUGUGUUUCAUGCCCUUGUUUGUACUAUUUCUUUUUUCUCAAAAGAAAAUCAGGGGCAUAAUUUUUAAUAAGUUAUUAAGUCCAUGUUGCUUUGUAAGUUUUGAGGAGCUUAUUUUUUUCCUCUCUCCUUAAAACACAGUAGUUUUAACUGUGGGAGAAAUUCUUCACAGCAUUUUGUAUAUUCUUAAGGAUUAUUUAAAUUUAAAAAAUUUACCUUAAUGUUUACUUUCUUAUGAGUACUUCUCAGUUUUCUAGUUGAAUGUCUCUUACUAGUUUUACAUAUGUUUGUUAUGUUUUUUUUUGUUUGUUUGUUAUGUUUUAAUGUACAUGUACAUAUAUUACUAAUUUUAUUUUACAUUAAAACUAGUUACCCUUAUGUGUAAAUACUCAGCUCUAAUGAGAAUUGACCUCGGGCAUCUGACAGCAUCCAGCUAACUAAGAAGAAACAAACUAAAAUCUUGUAUGGUAGUAGUCUACUUGAGUAAAGAAUGAUGACGUUACAUUUUGUACCUAUUGGCAAAAAUAAUUACAAUAAUAUAAUAAUAAGUAGAAAAGUUAUUAAAUAAUGUUAAACUUUAUUUUAUAGUUUAAAAGUCCAGUUAUAAUUUUAAAAACUUUGUGACUGACAUGAGUUCUUCUGCUAAGACCAUGAGCCUGCAUAGAGUUAGUAUGUAUCAAGCAUUUUUGGAUGACAUAGAAAUAUUCAAAUCAUACUCAAUUUGGAAGUCUUGGUUUUUAAAAUUUUUAAAAAUAUAUAUAUAAACACCAGCAGGUACUAUACUUGCUAAGAAAGUUUGUUUUGAGGGGGAGGACCUUUGAUAACUUUGGAAUGAUAAGAAGUUAAUUUUUUAAUAGUUAAUUUUUUAAUAUUCUGAAAAGUCAUGAAAUAUUUAAGGGUUCUGUGUUAUAUUUGAUACUUUUAUAGUUAACUUUUCAGAAUUAAAAUGUUGCUAAUUACUGGCUUAGUUUUGAAGUUUGGGUUUCACUGUAAUUGAAAUGGCAGGAAUCUUAUUUUACACUUGUAUUAAAGAUAAACUUAUUGCAAUAAAUUAUUAUUUUUAUGUUUC
Cervus elaphus (red deer) is the source of this 2782-nucleotide messenger RNA. RefSeq names its product transmembrane protein 38B (gene TMEM38B). Gene Ontology annotation, molecular function: potassium channel activity; identical protein binding. Gene Ontology annotation, biological process: potassium ion transmembrane transport. The coding region runs from base 124 to 1062 and encodes 312 amino acids. Lineage: Eukaryota; Metazoa; Chordata; Mammalia; Artiodactyla; Cervidae. Gene Ontology annotation, cellular component: membrane. The record is from RefSeq and is a predicted model, not a curated record. The transcript has 7 exons.